CUAGCAACCCUGCUUUGUUUAUCGGAGUGACAUUCCUGAAUUUUACCUCAAACAUUUACAUUACAGUUUAAAAAAUAAAUAAAUAAAAAAAUAUGUUAAAGUUUCAAUUAAUGACCGAAAAAGACCGACGUGAGGCCGCCUACAUCGAACGUCGGCGCAUACAAGAAGAAGAACGAAAAAAACGAAUCCUCAAUCCAAGGGCAAGAUUAAUUGGGGUUGACAAAAAUGCACUCGAAUCUCAAAUCGAAGAAAAGAAACGGUUGGAAGAAGAAAAACGUCGCACAGAUCAAAUUUUCGAAGAACAUCUGCGCAAGGCCGACGAAUUAGCUGUAGCCCUAGAACACAAGCAAAAAGAGGAACAAAAAAAAUUCCAGCAAAAGAUUAACACUUUCCGCAAAAACUAUCAAAAACCUGAAGACCGGAGGGAAUUCGACUUGAACGAUCCUGAUGGUAAAAAGAAAGAGCUUCCGUGCAGGAUGAACGAUGACGAUCCAAGAUUGGGCCCUUCUUCAGCCCAAAAAUUUGAAGGCGAAGACCUCGUAAGUGAACGAAGACUAAAAGUCCAAAAAGAACAAACCAAAUCCUGGCUCGAACAACAAUUUAUGGAAAAACAACAGGCCGAAGAAGAAAGACAAAUGGCCGAAGAUGCUUAUAAAGCUGCUGUCAUUGCAAGAGACAUACGAUGCAUAGAAUUGGAAAAAAUCGAAAAAGAAUGCAGAAGGAAACUGGAAGAAGCCAAUACGCAGUACAACUUGGCUCUGGCCGAGGAAAAGUGCAAAAGCAACUUGUCAAAAACCCAUCAAACGACCAACGAUAAUACGGCGGAGAUUUACAACACCCUGACUAGUGAUCUUCUGACUGAAAACCCGGACGUAUCGCAAAGUAAUAUGGGCCCGGGUAAGAUACUCGCUUAUUUGUACAAAGGCAUGAGCGAUGAGGAAAGGAGUCAAAUCAGGAAUGAGCAAAGACUACAAGCUGAAGAAGCACGAAAAAAGCGAGAAUCAGAUGUGCGGAUGCAAAGGGAAUUCGACGAUUACAUUAAUGGCACCCAAAAAUCCAUAUACUUAAUGGAUCAGGAAUUGGAAAGGAAACAAAGGGACAUUCGUAAAAAAAUCGCCCAAGAAAACCUGAAAAUGGCCGAGGAACAUCGCAGCCGCAAAAACUACUUCGACAAAAUCGUCUACACCAACAGGCCGACCGAAGACUAUUUCCAGCAAUUCAACAAAACAUCUAGAUAAAUUUUAAAUUAUUGUUAUCAAUAAAAACAAAAAUUUUUAUCUAA
Ceutorhynchus assimilis (cabbage seed weevil) is the source of this 1282-nucleotide messenger RNA. The record is from the annotation of a GenBank genome assembly. NCBI's taxonomy places the organism in Eukaryota, Metazoa, Arthropoda, Insecta, Coleoptera, Curculionidae.